AUGAGGCACGCGUUUAACGACAUCGAAGAAGAGGAUACGGGAGGCUAUAUCGUCAACCUGUUAAAUUAUUAUCGUGGUGCAGUAAAAAAUGGAACGCUACAAUAUCACACGUCGAAAAAAAUCGUGGCGGUGAGGGGUGAGCCGCAUGGUAAGCGUCAAAAUCAUGACAAAGAGCGCGCUACUCAACGCCACGGGAUAAGACGUCGAGUCGAUACCUCGCCUGAGGCUGGACCCUCGCCUCGCAAUCGAAUUAUUCUUACGACGGAGCUUGUCGAUCUUGCGAGCAACGAAUUGGCGAGUCAACUGUCGCCGUCUCCUCGCAAAGUGAGCUCAUUCGAUGAAGAAAAAAUAUUCAAUCCUUUAUACAAUAACGACCGGAACAGUCAACAGAGAGAAAUAUUACCCGAGACUGACGAAGAUGACGAAGAGGAAGAGCAGGAAGACAAAGAAGAAAAGCAGGAGGAGGAAGAGCAGGAAGAGGAAUUACAGGCUGAGGAAGAGGAGAGGAAUUAUGAAGGAGGGGAUGAGUGCGAUGAGGAAAGCCAGGAGCAAGACGGAUGGGGAAUGGUUCAAACAGGUAGAGGUAGAGAAAAGUCGGAGGAAACUCAGUCGAGCGAGGAAUCGACUAGCGAAACCGACGAUUUUGAAAGUGCGCCGUAG
Molecule: messenger RNA, 660 nt
Organism: Linepithema humile (Argentine ant)
Lineage: Eukaryota; Metazoa; Arthropoda; Insecta; Hymenoptera; Formicidae
Source: RefSeq, a predicted model, not a curated record